AAAGAAGGUGACGUCACGUGGUUCCGAUGUGUAAAAGUACAAAACUAGUUACCGUGUGUGUGAAGAAGUUGAGAUUAGAGUUGGGUGGGUGAUGAAUGAUAUAAUAUUACAGACAGACAGUGUUGAACGUGAACCACACUCCCAUUCCCAGGUGUUGUUUGUUCUCAUUCUCAACACCAAAUACCAUUUUUCACUCUUCAGACCAACCGACAUAAUAACACUUGAUAUGAAUUUUUAUUAUUACUGGCUGUGGCUGGUGUUUCUGUUUAUGCUCCCCUAUUUGGAACAAGUUUAUUCAAAUUCAAGACCCUCUUUUGUAAAUAUUGGUGCUAUCUUCACCUUUGAUUCUUCCAUUGGUAAAGUUGCUAAACUUGCCAUGGAACAAGCCGUUAAAGAUGUCAACUCCAAUUCCUCCAUUCUUCAUUCCACUCAACUUGUUCUUCAUAUGCAAACUUCCAAUUGCAGCGGUUUCGAUGGCAUGAUUCAAGCUUUGCGGUUCAUGGAGACGGAUGUAAUUGCUAUAUUAGGUCCACAAUCUUCUGUAGUUUCCCACAUAGUAGCCCAUGUUGCAAACGAGCUUCGUGUUCCUAUGUUGUCAUUUGCAGCUACAGACCCUACACUCUCAUCGUUGCAGUUUCCUUUCUUUGUCAGGACAACACUCAGUGAUUUGUACCAAAUGACUGCAGUUGCUGAAAUCAUUGAUUUUUAUGGAUGGAAAGAAGUUAUUACCAUUUAUGUGGAUGAUGAUUAUGGACGAAAUGGUGUGUCUGCGUUAGAUGACGCGUUGGCAGAGAGGCGUUGUAGAAUAUCUUACAAAGUAGGAAUCAAAUCAGGACCUGAUGUUGAUAGGGGUGAAAUCACCAAUUUGCUUGUGAAUGUGGCAAUGAUGCAGUCUCGAAUUAUUGUUGUCCAUGCACAUUCUAAUUCUGGAUUUAUGAUCUUCAAAGUGGCCCAUUAUCUUGGAAUGAUGCAGGAGGGUUAUGUGUGGAUAGCCACUGACUGGCUUUCCACUGUUCUAGAUUCAACUUCUCUUCCUUUGGAGACAAUGGAUACUCUACAGGGUGCACUUGUUUUGCGCCAGCAUACGCCUGAUACUGAUAGGAAAAAAAUGUUUACCUCAAAGUGGAAUAACUUAACUGGUGGUUCCUUGGGAUUAAAUUCUUAUGGCCUGCAUGCUUAUGAUACUGUUUGGCUGGUUGCACAAGCAAUUGAUAACUUUUUCAGUCAGGGUGGUGUUGUGUCAUGUACCAAUUACACAAGUUUGCAUAGUGAUAAAGCUGGUGGUCUUAACCUUGAUGCAAUGAGCAUAUUUGACAAUGGAACUCUUCUGUUGAACAAUAUAUUGCGGAGUAAUUUUGUUGGAUUAUCAGGUCCAAUAAAACUUGAUUCAGAAAGAUCUCUUUUUCGUCCUGCCUAUGACAUCAUUAAUGUUGUUGGAAAUGGUGUUCGUCGAGUUGGCUACUGGUCUAACUAUUCUGGUCUGUCAAUUGUAUCUCCUGAGACGUUGUAUGCUAACCCACCUAAUAGGUCAAGUGCAAACCAGCACCUUCACACUGUGAUAUGGCCUGGAGAAACAACAUCCAGGCCCCGUGGAUGGGUUUUCCCAAACAAUGGCAAACAACUGAGAAUUGGUGUGCCUAUAAGAGCCAGUUACCGUGAAUUUGUGUCACCAGUGAAGGGAACUGAUUUGUUUAAAGGGUUCUGUGUUGAUGUAUUUGUGGCAGCUGUAAACUUGUUACCAUAUGCUGUUCCUUACCGAUUUGUGCCAUUCGGAGAUGGCCACAAAAAUCCAAGCUACACAGAAUUUGUCAACAAAAUAACCACUGGUUAUUUUGAUGGCGCUGUAGGUGACAUUGCCAUUGUCACAAAUCGGACAAGGAUUGUAGAUUUUACACAGCCAUAUGCUGCAUCUGGACUUGUUGUGGUUGCUCCUUUUAAGAAGAUCAAUUCCGGCGGAUGGUCUUUCCUGCAGCCGUUCACUCCUUUUAUGUGGAUUGUGACUGCUUGUUUCUUCUUUUUUGUUGGGAUAGUUGUAUGGAUUCUGGAACACAGGGUAAAUGAUGAGUUCAGGGGUUCACCUAAACAACAAUUUGUAACCAUAUUAUGGUUUAGCCUGUCAACUCUAUUUUUUUCCCACAGAGAGAACACAAUGAGUACUCUUGGCCGCGGUGUAGUACUCAUAUGGUUGUUUGUGGUUUUGAUAAUUAAUUCCAGCUACACUGCUAGUUUAACAUCCAUACUCACGGUGCAGCAGUUAUCUUCACGUAUCAGUGGCAUUGAAAGCUUAAAAGCUAGUGAUGAACCAAUAGGGUUUCAAGUGGGUUCAUUUGCUGAACAUUACUUGACUGAAGAUAUUGGAAUAUCCAGAUCUAGACUUGUUCCUCUUGGAUCUCCAGAAGAAUAUGCCAAGGCACUCCAGCUUGGUCCUAAUAAAGGAGGUGUUGCUGCUAUUGUUGAUGAACGGCCUUAUGUCGAAAUAUUCUUAUCAACCCAAUGCACAUUCAGGAUUGUAGGUCAGGAGUUCACCAGAAGUGGCUGGGGGUUUGCAUUCCCUCGAGACUCCCCUUUGGCGGUGGAUUUGUCAACUGCCAUCCUACAACUUUCUGAAACUGGGGAUCUGCAACGGAUUCAUGAUAAGUGGAUGACGCGAAGCACCUGUAGUUUAGAUAAUACUGAAAUUGAAUCAGAUCGUCUUCAGCUCAAAAGUUUCUGGGGUCUCUUCAUCAUUUGCGGGGCGGCUUGCUUUAUUGCUCUCGUCAUAUAUUUUUUGCAGAUUAUGUUACUGGUACGACAUUCCACUCCUCCCGAAUCUCCUUCUAAUGUUGGCCCACUUCAAAGAUUUCUUUCACUCAUCGACGAGAAGAAAGGUCCAUCGAGGAGUGAAAGAAGAAAGAGGAAUGGAGAUGAAAUAUCACCUGAAGAUCAACUGGGAAGGCAACCGAAGAGGAUACAAAGAGUAAUGGCAGCAUAGUUCAAUUCAAAUCAAACAAUUGACCCUUUGAUGUUGUUGAAUAUUUAUUGAUUUUAGCCGUUGUGCUAUUUUUGUACAAAUCCCAAAUUUUAGAGCAUUGUAAAUGAUUCUAGUGAUAACAUUACUCUUACACGAUAUAUAUCUGGAAGUUUGUUAGGGAACGUUACUCAUUUACAAGAAAAACAAUUGGGAGUUAUCUCCAAGUACAUGUUAGUACUUGUAUUACAUUCAAUACAUACACCAUUAAAAGUCAAGGGAUCCUCUUAAUGAUUGUGA
Messenger RNA from Medicago truncatula (barrel medic), 3247 nucleotides. Its product is annotated as glutamate receptor 3.3. The coding region runs from base 92 to 2971 and encodes 959 amino acids. Gene Ontology annotation, cellular component: membrane. Gene Ontology annotation, biological process: G protein-coupled receptor signaling pathway. NCBI's taxonomy places the organism in Eukaryota, Viridiplantae, Streptophyta, Magnoliopsida, Fabales, Fabaceae. Gene Ontology annotation, molecular function: ligand-gated monoatomic ion channel activity; G protein-coupled receptor activity. The transcript has 7 exons. The record is from RefSeq and is a predicted model, not a curated record.